AUGUUCCAGCUUGCCGUAACAAACCUGAAGCAGUCUCCAGAGUUUGCUGCUGUCUACAAGGAUGGCAGUGACAGCUUUUCCAAGGAGCUGUCAUGCAUUGUCCAGUCUCUGCAGUUUUCUCUGGGUUUCCUUUCUGAAUUAAACCUUGUGUCUGAGCUGCAGAACUCUUGGAUAGAGGAGAAGGCCAGAGCUCUGAGUGGCCUCACAGAGGGGCUGCUGCAGAGCAAUGCUUCCUGCUCCAUCCCAGUGCAAGAUGAGGCUGCUGUGCUCCCACCCCAGCUGUUGAAGAUGCUCAUUCCUUUUGUGCUGAAUGAAACAGCACUGAACUCACUGAAUUUCUCUGACAGCUUAGCAGGCUGGAAUAACCUGUCCAUGCUCUUCAGUGUGGCACGGGAUGAGCUCCACCUGAAUGACCUGUUGCAGAGAAUCCAAGGUGUCUUCAACCUCAUCACACAGACUUUUUACUCCAGCAUCUGGGAUGUGGUUGACAGUUUGCUAAACACCCAAAGGAACCUGACUGAAGUGGCUGCCUUUGCCAAGUUGUUGGAAGCAGUGACAAACAACUCUGUUGACAAUGUGUCAGCUCUAGAAAUCAUAGGAGCCAGUCACUACAUUCUCAGGAGGCUGAACUUAUCUGAUCUGCUCAAUGAGUUCAAUAUAAAUUCCAGUUUGGCUUUCCUCUCCAACAAAACUGGUUUUGACAGUGUGCUUGAUAUUGUUGCUCACCACUUCAUUGUCACUGCAGAAACCCUGUACAACAAGACCCUUCCUUGGACUCAGAGUGACCAGACUCUGUCACCAACCCUUUUGAUCACACGAUUUCUGUUUUUAGAAUUUGAAAACACCAUCUUACAGGUGACAGUGAAUAACAGCUAUAACCCUUACCUGAUGUGUUUAAUAAAUGCCACUGAAGCUGAAGACAGCACACUGACAGAAAAGAUCCUUCUGCUUUUGAAGCAAACUCAUCCAACAAAGAACCCUUCUAUGCAAAAUCUUACCUCUGAGAAACAUUCAUCCAUACCAGAGCUCCUGAAGCUAAAGAUCUCACACUUUCGGGAUCUGACAACACUUCUUUGUGACCAUGAGACCUUCAAGUCCAUGCAGCAUGUUUGCCAUCUCCCAAACAUUAGCUUUGGAGAACUGUGUGAACAAGGUCAAUCUCAGGAGCAGCUCCUCCAUGCUAUUGAACUGAGCAAUCAAGUUGUGACCAAUGUACUGAAUCACAGAAGAAUCUCCCAAGAGCUUCAAAACAUACUGAUUGGGAAUGCCACAAACAUCUGGGCACAAGUGAAGUGGUUUCAAGAACAAGUACCAGAAAUUGCUGUCUUUCAAGAGAUUCCUCAGUAUAUGGCUACUUUGAAUUCCAUGUUGAAUGUCACUGAGAAUUCAACAGAAUCUAGCAAGCAAGAAAAGCUAAGAGAUGUAUUUAAAAGUGUGGACCAGCUAAGAGAGGAUCUCAAAAACACAACAGUGAUGUCCACAGCCAGUAUUGAGGCUCUUCUGGAAGCACCUCUCCCAGAAAACAGCAGCCAGCUCAUCUCUCAGCUCCUUCAGCUCGAGUCCUGCAGUGACCCUCCUGCUGACCCACAGCUGCAAAGGGUAGCAGAGGAGUUCUGCAACCUCCCUCCCUCAGAGAGGGCCCGUGAGGGCUACAUCCUGGGGGUCACCCUGUUACAACACCUAGACAUCUACCAAUUCUUAUACAAGAUGUUUUUUCCUAAGGAACUUCAGAAACCCGUGGACAAGAUGUUAGACCUCCUGACAAAAAUGAAGUAUUUCAGACACCAGGUUGAAUCUGGUGUUGAUCCAUUGCUACAAGCUAUUCAUUCACUGAAGAAGCUCCGGCAGUCCAGGAAUGUGCCACUGACCAAGGCAUUGUCUAAGCCAAGCAACUUUAGGGUAACACAUGGCACAUUUAAAUCCAUGGCAAAAGUCCUCUGCAACCAGGAGAUCACACCUCUGUUUUUUGAGUCCCUGCUUCCAGGUUUUGGAGACCCUGUAAGCAACAGUUCUUCUGUGGAGGAUGCCUAUGUCCAAGAGAUGAUGAUGAAAUAUGGGAUUCCUCAUGAUUCCACACCAUUUUGCUUAUCCUUUUACCUGGACCUGGUCAAGACCCCAACUGGAGCUUUAAUUUGGUCUUUUUUGAAACCAAUGGUGCUUGGGAAGAUCCUUUAUACACCAGAUACUGUAGAAACUCGAGCAAUCAUGGGAAAGUCUAAUGCAACCCUGGAGCAGAUGGCUGAUCUAGCCCUGAAGUCCCAGGAGUGGUUGGACAAGUCUCCUGUCAUCAUGAAUUCACUGACUAAGUUAAACCAGACAGUUCCAAUGAUCAAGAACACCCUGCAGAAUCCCUUUGUGCAGGUUUUCAUCAAGCUGAUGGUGGAUUUGGAUGCAGCUGAACUGUUGAGUCAAAUAAAUAAACUGGAUGAUAUUCGGCUGGAAUUGCAGAACAACACUGACAUUGUUGACCAGCUUAAUACUUUAGCUACCCUGGCUGUCAACGUGUCCUCCUGCAUCUCGUUUAAUCGCAUCCGGGCAGUCAGGAGCUUGGAGGAAAUGGAAGCACUGGCCAAAGAGCUCUUCCUGAAGAACGAGCUUUUUGCAAGUAUCAUUUUCAAGCUGCCUUCAAGCCCUAGUGGACGUUCAGUUGGAGGGGACUUGGCGCUCCCUCCUGUGCUCAACUACACCAUUCGAAUGAGCAGCAGGAUCACCCAAACCACCAAUAGGAUAAGGGAGCGCAUCUGGACCGUGGGCCCACACAACUCCACCUCCCAGAGCCAGAUCUACAGCCGAGCCUUUAUUUAUAUCCAGGACAGCAUUGAAAGAGCCAUUAUUGAACUACAGACUGGCAAGAAACCAGAGGAAAUAGCUGUUCAAGUCCAGGCCAUGCCUUAUCCCUGCUACAGUAAGGACAUGUUCUUAACCAGUGUGACCUAUUCUCUUCCAUUUGCUCUGAUGGCUGCCUGGGUGCUGUUUAUAGCUGAUUUUGUUAAAAGACUUGUUCAAGAGAAAGAUCUGAGGCUCUAUGAGUACAUGAAAAUGAUGGGUGUUAAUGCCAGCAGCCAUUUAAUUGCCUGGUUCAUAGAGUGUGCCAUCUUCCUGCUCAUCACUGUCACCUUCCUCAUCCUUGUCCUAAAAGUGGGUGACAUCCUUCCCAAAACAAACACACUGCUCCUGUUCCUGUACCUUAUGGACUACAGCCUGUCCAUCAUAGCCAUGAGCUACUUCAUCAGUGUCUUCUUCAACAACACCAACAUAGCAGCCUUGGUGGGCAGUCUCGUGUACAUCCUCACCUUCUUCCCCUUCAUUGUGUUGCUUGUCAUUGAGAAUCAUUUGAGCUUCUCUGUGAAAAGCGUGCUGAGUCUGUUGUCUCCAACUGCAUUCAGUUAUGCAAGUCAGUACAUUGCUCGAUACGAGGCACAGGGCAUAGGUUUGCAGUGGGACAACAUGUAUAAGUCCCCAAUGAUUGGAGACAACACUUCCUUUGGCUGGAUGUGCUGGCUCAUUCUGAUAGACUCUUUCAUUUACUUCAUCCUGGGAUGGUAUAUAAGGAAUGUUUUCCCAGGUAGAUAUGGCAUGGCUGCUCCCUGGUACUUCCCAUUGCUUCCAUCUUACUGGGUUGAAUACAACAGUUACCUCCCUCUCUGGAAGGGGAAAUGCAGAGGCCUUCUCUUCACCAAGCUGAUGAUAAAGAAAGAUGCCACCCUCAACAACAAGAUAUGUGCCCCCCCUCCUCACCUGGAACCAGAGCCCACUGACCUCACCUUGGGAGUCUCCCUCUGCGGCAUAACAAAGGUUUAUGGAUCCAAAGCUGCAGUGGAAAACCUCAGCCUCAACUUCUAUGAAGGGAAUAUCACUUCCCUUCUGGGACACAAUGGAGCUGGGAAAACUACAACCAUAUCUAUUUUGACUGGGUUGUUCCCUACAUCAUCAGGUACUAUCUUUGUGUAUGGCAAAGACAUCAGGACUGACCAAGAAGUUAUCAGGAAGAGCAUGGGGGUGUGUAUGCAGCACAAUGUGCUCUUUAACUACCUGACUACAAAGGAACACCUGCUGCUCUAUGGGUACAUCAAAGUUCCUCACUGGAGUAACCAGGAGCUCUACCAAGAAGUGAAGAGGACUUUGAAGGAGACUGGACUGUACAGCCAUCGUCACAAGCUGGCUGGCUCCCUGUCUGGGGGGAUGAAGAGGAAGUUGUCUAUAGCUAUUGCCCUCCUGGGUGGGUCAAAGGUGGUGAUACUAGAUGAACCAACCACAGGGGUGGAUCCGUGCUCUAGAAGAAGUAUUUGGGAAAUUAUCUCCAAGAAUAAAAAAGGCAGAACCAUCAUUCUCUCAACACAUCACUUGGAUGAAGCAGAAGUUCUGAGCGAUCGAAUCGCCUUCCUAGAGCACGGAGGGCUCAAAUGUUGUGGUUCCCCAUUCUACCUCAAGGAAACCUUUGGUGAUGGGUACCACCUGACACUCACCAAAAAAAAGAUCAUGAUAGAAGAGUGUGACACCACAGCAGUGACCUCCUUGAUCCAGUCCCACCUUCCAGAGGCUUAUCUGAAGGAGGAUAUUGGUGGAGAGCUGGUGUAUGUGCUGCCCCCAUUCAAGUCCACAGUCUCAGGGGCCUACCAGGGGCUUCUCAGGGCCCUGGAUACCAGCCUGAGUGAUCUCCACCUUGGUUGCUACGGGAUUUCCAACACAACUGUGGAAGAGGUGUUUCUCAACCUGACAAAAGAGCUAGGGAAGGACCAGCAGGAAGAUGCUGAGCUGUUCCAACAGCUGCCUGGAGCCAGUGGUCAAACUGGCAGUGAUGGAAUGUCUGUGAGCACAGAUACCUUCACAGAAAGAGAUGACCAGCUCCUGAUCAGAUCGAAAAGCCUGCAGGGGUUGCCUUUGCUACUUAAGAAGACAUCAGCUUUGUUCAUCAAGAGGUUCCACCACACCCGGAGGGAUGUCAGAGGCUUCAUUGCUCAGGUCAUCCUCCCAGUCCUCUUUGUGAUGGCUGCAAUGGGACUUGGGACACUGAGAACUAAGGAGACUGAAUAUCCUGAGCUGGUCCUCUCCCCCUCUCUGUACGGCACGGCCGACCAGGCAGAUUUCUUUGGGAAUUUUAAUGAAACCACAGAAGCUUUAGUUGCUUCAAUGCUUGCUUUCCCUGGAACAGAUAACACGUGCAUGAAUCAAAGCAAUUUGCAGUGUUUAAAGGAGGACAUGCUGGGCCCAUGGAUUGUCAGUGGAAGCCAGAGGACUAAGUAUUCUGCCUGCAACUGCACAGAUGGCAUCCAGACAUGUCCACAGACCAACUACACUCCCCCUCACAGAAGGACCUUCUCCACACGGACGCUUUACAACCUGUCAGGGCACAAUGUGGAGACCUACAUUCUGGCAACUGCCAAAGACUUCCUGCAGAAAAGGUAUGGUGGCUGGAGCUUUGGGCUGCCUCUGACAACAGAUCUGCAGUUUGAUAUCAGGCCAGUGCCUCCCAACAGGACCCUGACUAAGGUGUGGUAUAAUCCUGAGGGUUAUCACAGCCUUCCAGCCUAUCUCAAUAGCUUGAACAACUUCAUUCUUCGAGCUAACUUGCCAAACAAUGAGACUUCCAGAUAUGGUAUUUUCUUAUCAGCUCACCCAUAUCCGGGAGGACAGAGUCAGGAGCAAGUAAUGCUCAACAGCUUACUCGACAUCAUUGUUUCCAUGUCUGUUUUGGUUGGCUACUCUAUCACAACAGCAAGCUUUGUGCUCUACGUGGUAAAAGAACACCAAACCAAGGCCAAACAACUGCAGCACAUUUCAGGCCUUGGGAUGAUGAGCUAUUGGGUGACUAACUUCAUUUAUGAUCUGGUACUUUUUAUGGUCCCUAUUGGACUCUCGAUAGGAGUUAUUUCAUCCUUCCAGAUACCAGCUUUCUGCAACAACAGUAACUUACUGGCAGUAUUUCUUCUGCUGUUACUGUUUGGAUAUGCAACGUUUUCAUGGAUGUACCUGCUGGCUGGGGUUUUCAAAGAAACAGGAAUGGCCUUCAUUGUUUAUGUCUGUGUCAACUUGUUCUUUGGCAUCAACACUAUCAUAACUCACUCAGUUGUAUUUCUGCUCUCCCAGGAAAAGGCCACAGAUCAGGGCUUGCAUGAUCUUGCUGAAAACUUAAGGCAUGCAUUCCUUCUGUUCCCACAAUUUUGCUUUGGCUAUGGUUUGAUUGAACUCUCACAGGAUCAGGCACUUCUGGGCUUCCUGAAAGCUUAUGGAGUGGACUACCCUGACAAAACCUUUAAGUUGGACAAGACCACAUCCAAGCUGUUUGCCAUGUUUGUCCAGGGCACUGUGUUUUUUGCCAUUCGUCUCACAGUUCAUGACAGGAUGAUUCAGAGAGCCUGGAACAAAAUACUUGAGUUCCUGUUUGACAGGGUACACGGCAAAGCAGCACUUCUGCCCCCCGUGGCUGAAGAGGAUGGGGACGUCCAGGCAGAGAGGAACCGGGUGGAGUCUGGCAAAGCUGACUUCGACGUGGUGCAGCUCCAGAACCUCACCAAGAUCUACCACCUGCCUCAGAAACGCAUCGUGGCUGUGAAAAACAUCNUACUUUUCUUUCCCACCCCCCAGUGCUUUGGCUUGCUUGGUGUGAAUGGAGCUGGGAAGACAACCAUCUUUAAGAUGCUGACGGGUGAUAUCGGAGCGUCCAGCGGAAGGCUGAGGGUCCAGGGUCCUUCUGGGUCCCUGAAUGACAUUAGUGAGGCACACUGGUCCCUCUUUGGCUACUGUCCUCAAGAGGAUGCCUUGGAUGACUUGCUGACAGUGGAAGAGCACAUGUAUUACUAUGCUAGGCUCCAUGGCAUCCCAGAGAGAAAUAUCAAAGGGGUUGUACUCCAGCUUCUCCACAGGCUGAACCUGAUGGCUUACAAAGACAGAGUAACCUCUAUGUGCAGUUAUGGCACCAACAGAAAAUUGUCCACUGCUCUGGCUCUCAUUGGGAAUCCAUCUAUUCUGCUGCUGGACGAACCGAGCUCUGGAAUGGAUCCCAAUGCUAAACGUCACCUUUGGAAAAUCAUCAGUGAGGAAGUGCAGAACAAAUGCUCAGUGAUCCUCACAUCCCACAGCAUGGAAGAAUGUGAAGCCCUGUGUACCAGGCUGGCUAUCAUGGUGAAUGGGAGCUUUCAGUGCAUUGGCUCUUUGCAGCACAUCAAGAGCAGGUUUGGAAGAGGGUUCACUGUAAAGAUGCACUUAAACAGCAGCACAGUUAGCACUGACAUGCUGACAGAGUUCAUGAAAUCACACUUUCCCAACACAUGCCUGAAGGACCGGCACUUCAACAUGGUGGAGUAUCAUGUUCCAGUCUCUGCAGGAGGGGUGGCCAACAUAUUUGAUCUCCUGGAAGCCAGCAAAGCAGCCUUCAAUAUCAGGCACUUCUCAGUGAGUCAAACAACAUUAGAGGAGGUUUUCAUCAACUUCGCCAAAGAUCAAGGAGAUCCUGACGGGGUGGAUGCAGGUCCUGAUGUGACACUGGACAGCUCUGACACAAGUAGCCAAGAUAGCACCCUAAGCUCCAUCUACUGA
Molecule: messenger RNA, 7536 nt
Organism: Chaetura pelagica (chimney swift)
Lineage: Eukaryota; Metazoa; Chordata; Aves; Apodiformes; Apodidae
Gene: ABCA12
Product: ATP-binding cassette, sub-family A (ABC1), member 12
Exons: 45
Coding region: 1-7536 (2511 amino acids)
Biological process (GO): transmembrane transport; lipid transport
Cellular component (GO): intracellular membrane-bounded organelle; membrane
Molecular function (GO): ABC-type transporter activity; ATP hydrolysis activity; lipid carrier activity
Source: RefSeq, a predicted model, not a curated record